Chlamydomonas reinhardtii is the source of this 5437-nucleotide messenger RNA. RefSeq lists its product as uncharacterized. Lineage: Eukaryota; Viridiplantae; Chlorophyta; Chlorophyceae; Chlamydomonadales; Chlamydomonadaceae. Gene Ontology annotation, biological process: tricarboxylic acid cycle; carbon fixation. The record is from RefSeq and is a predicted model, not a curated record. Gene Ontology annotation, cellular component: cytosol. Gene Ontology annotation, molecular function: phosphoenolpyruvate carboxylase activity. The transcript is spliced from 21 exons. The coding region runs from base 94 to 3759 and encodes 1221 amino acids.
GUGAUUGUACCCAGCGACACGCGCGCUUCGUGAACCCCCGUAGAAAAGUAGCUCUCGCGCUCGGGUUGCGCCGGCAGGCGCUGAGCCGGCAUCAUGACGGACUCCACAUAUGAUUUUGGAGCCGUGAGGGACGAUCUGACGCCGCUUGAGGAUGACUGCAAGCUUCUCGGUAGCCUGCUUGACGACUGUCUCCGCGUCGAAAUCGGCGAGACCAUGUUCAAGAAGAUUGAACGCAUCCGAGCACUGGCGCAAUGUGCCUCAAAUCUGUCGAUCAAGGGAGACGCGGGCGCCUCCGACAUGCUGUCGCACCGGCUGGCGGAGGAGCUGAUGAACCUGGACAUGGACGAGGCGGUGCCGCUCACACGCGCCUGCGGCCACUACCUCAACCUGUCCGGCAUCGCAGAGCUGCACCACGGAGUGCGCCGCGACCGCGCCACUCGCGAGCCCAACCCCAACAGCUGCGACGCGGUGUUUGCGCGGCUGAUCACGGAGGGCGUGGACCCCGAGGAGCUGUACCGGGCGGUGUCGGAGCAGAACGUGGAGGUGGUGCUCACCGCGCACCCCACACAGGUGAACCGGCGCACGCUGCAGUACAAGCACACUCGCAUUGCGGCGCUGCUGCAGCAGCACGACCGCUCCGACCUGACGGCGGAGGAGCGGCGCAACAUGGUGAGCGAGCUGCAGCGGGAGGUGGCGGCGCUGUGGCAGACGGACGAGCUGAGGAGGCAGAAGCCCACGCCGCUGGACGAGGCGCGCGGCGGUCUGCACAUUGUGGAGCAGUCGCUGUGGGCCGCGGUGCCGCAGUACAUGCGCCGCCUCAGCGCCGCGCUCAAGAAACACACCGGGCACGACCUGCCGCUGCAGGCCACGCCCUUCCGCUUCGGCAGCUGGAUGGGCGGCGACCGCGAUGGCAACCCCAACGUGACCGCCAAGGUGACGGCGCACGUGACGGCCCUGGCGCGCUGGAUGGCGGCGGAUCUGUACCUGCGUGAGAUCGACACGCUGAGGUUUGAGCUGUCCAUGAACCAGUGCAGUGCGGCGGUGUGGAAGAUGGCCCGCCGCAUCAUCGCCGAGGGCCACACCAAGCGCGCCGGCGUGGUCCGGGCCAAGGCCGCCGCCGCCCUGCACCAGACCGCAACAGACGCAGCCAGCCAUGGCGGCUCCGCCGCCUCGGCGGCCGCCGCCGCCGCCGCAGGCGGCGACGUCGUCGCUGACGGCACCAGCGGCGGCGGCGCUGCCGCCGCCGCCGGCCCCGCCGCCGCUGCCGCGGCGGACGACGCGUUCACCUUCAGCCGGUUGGGGCGGCCCCGGCCGGAGCGGCCGAGCACGGACGUGCGGAGUGUGGGCGUGCUGGCGGGCGGCGAGGGCGCGGCGUUCCCGGGCGGCAUGAUCCUGGGCACGCAGCCGGUGUCGGCGCACACGGCGGCGGAGGUGUCGGUGCCGCACGAGCUGCCGGGACAGGACGUGGAGGGCGGCUCGGAGAUGGACUUCAACGAGUCCCGCCGCGCCUCGGACGCCGGAGACCUGGGCGCCUCGCAGCACCCCAUGCUGGGCGGGCCCUCCGCCGGCGCCUCCGCCGAGCCCACCGCCCACGGCUACACCACCACCGCCACCGCCGCCGCCGCCGCCGCCGACGGCACGCAGCCCGAGCCCGAAGUCCCCGGCACGCCCAGCUACGCCGACCCCGGCACCCCCGACCGCCUUGGCGCGCUGCCCGGCCCCUUCACGCCCGGCCCCACGCCCUUCCGCGAGGCGGCCAACGCCGCCAUGAGCACCGCCGCCAGCGGCGGCGCGGGCGGCGGCGGCGGCGGCGGCGCGAACCGCGCGGCCUCGGGCCUGGGCGGCGACCCCACCUUCACGCGUCGCAGCCUGAUGGCGCAGCGGCUGGGAACCAGCUCGGUGCAGUUCGCGCGCGCGCACGAGCACCCCGGCUUCCACCCCUACCGCAUCGUGUUGGGCCACGUGCGCGACAGGCUGGCGGCCACGCGGCGGCGCAUGGAGGACCUGCUGAGCGGCCGCGAGCCGGCGGGCGAGGCGCACGGCGGCGUGGGGGCGGGCGGCGGCGGCGGCGGCGGCGCGGCGCCGUGGUAUGAGAGCGAGGACGAGCUGGCGGAGCCGCUGAUGGCGUGCUACUGGUCGCUGUGGGAGUGCGGCGGCGGCGUCAUUGCGGACGGGCGGCUGCUGGACCUCAUCCGCCGCGUGUACACCUUCGGCAUGUGCCUCAUGAAGCUAGACCUGCGCCAGGAGUCCACCCGCCACGCCGAGGCCCUGGACGCCGUGACCAGCUACCUGGGUCUGGGCUCCUACCUGGAGUGGAGCGAGGACCAGAAAAUCGAGUGGCUCACAAAGGAGCUGCAGGGCCGGCGGCCGCUCAUCCCCGCCGACAUGCCCAUGAGCGCCGAGGUGCGCGAGGUGCUGGACACCUUCAAGGUGGCCGCCCAUCUGGGCCGUGACAACCUGGGCGCCUACGUCAUCUCCAUGACCAAGGGCGCCUCGGACGUGAUGGCGGUGGAGCUGCUGCAGCGCGAGGCGCGCAUGCAGGUGGGCGCCGAGGCGGGCGGCCGCGGCGGCGGCGGGCCCGAGGACGGCGGCUCGCUGCGCGUGGUGCCGCUGUUCGAGACGCUGGAGGACCUGGACGCGGCGGAGGACGUGAUGACGCGGCUGCUGACCAACCCCUGGUACCGCGAGCACCUGCGGGCAGUGCACGGCGACGCGCAGGAGGUGAUGCUGGGAUACAGCGACAGCGGCAAGGACGCCGGCCGCCUGGCUGCCAACUGGGCGCUGUACAAGUGUCAGGAGCGGCUGGUGGCCAUCACCAAGGCCAACAACGUCAAGCUCACGCUGUUCCACGGCCGCGGCGGCACCGUGGGCCGCGGCGGCGGGCCCACCCACAUCGCCAUCCAGUCGCAGCCGCCCGGCUCUGUGGAGGGGACCUUCCGCAUCACCGAGCAGGGCGAGAUGGUCCAGGCCAAGUUCGGCAUCAGCGGCGUGGCUCUGAGCCAGCUGGAGACCUACACCACCGCUGUGCUGCUGGCCACCAUGCGCCCGCCCAGCCCGCCGCGCCGCGAGGAGUGGCGCGCCGUGAUGGAGAUGCUCAGCCGCGUCAGCUGCGAGAGCUACCGCAACAUCGUGCACCACAGCCCGCUCUUCCUGCGCUACUUCAAGCACGCCACGCCCGAGGCCGAGCUGGGCAACCUCAACAUCGGCUCUCGCCCGGCUCGGCGGCGCAACAAGGACGCCUCCAUCUCCACGCUGCGCGCCAUCCCCUGGAUCUUCGCCUGGACGCAGAACCGCCUCAUCCUGCCCUCCUGGCUGGGCAUUGGCGCCGCCCUCACCGCGGCCAUGACCCAGGGCCACCUGCCCACGCUGCAGGCCAUGUACCGCGAGUGGCCCUUCUUCGGAUCCACAGUGGAUCUGAUUGAGAUGAUCCUGGCCAAGACCGACCCGCGCAUCGCGGCGCUGUACGAGGAGGUGCUGGUCAACGACCCCGAGGAGAAGAAGCUGGGAGCCGAGCUGCGCGAGCGGCUGCAGCGCUGCCAGGGCGCCAUCCUCAAGGUGACCGGGCACGAGAACCUGCUGUCCAACAACCCCACAUUGAGCAAGCUCAUCUCCAUGCGCUCGCCCUUCGUGGACCCCAUCAACAUCCUGCAGGUGGAGGUGCUGCGGCGCCUGCGCCAGGACCCCAACAACAUGCGCCUGCGCGACGCGCUGCUCAUCUCCAUCAACGGCAUCGCCGCCGGCAUGCGCAACACCGGCUAAGCAGCGGCGGCGCUGCUGCUGGUGAUGGAGGUGGAGGUGGAGAUGGACGUGGUGCGCACCAGGCACAAGGCGGAGGCAGGUGCCAGUGGAGGUGGGGCGUCCCGGGCGGAGGCAUGAGCGGCGUCGACGGCUGGCGCCGCGGUAUGAUGUGCUGCGGCACGAGCGACGGCACGUGCGGUCUAAAGCUGCUGGAUGUGCUUGGCACGGCGCGCAAGAGGGGUGUGCUGGGGGCGGAGGUGCUGCUGAAAAUGUUUGGUUAGUUGGUUGGAUGUUUGGGCUAGCUGGUGCGCUGGAGCGGGUAAGGCAAGUGGUGGGUGGGGUAUGCGGGUGCGCUGGGGUGUCCAGGGCGGCUGCGAUCAAUGCGGGUUGGUGGGCAACCCCGUCCCGGCGCUGAAUCGCUGCGUGGAUCUGACCUUUGCGGAAUUCCUGCCUGCCUUCCGCGCCUGGCAAUUUAGGAACUCGUUUGAGCGUUUGACGUUGUCCUAGGGCGGCAUGACCGAGCAUCGCGUGCAUGGCAGCGGGGCUGCGAUCGCGCGUGGUGAGCCACAGACGUUGAUAGUGAUAUUUGAGGCAGCCCAGAACGCAUGGCGGAAUGGCGUGGUCUUUGAGAGCUGAGUGUGUCAGACUGGCAUAGGGCGCUGUGGCUGACUAACGUCCCGCACGUGUGCGACUGCAGACCAUGUUUGCAGGGGCAGGUACUUUACUUGAUGUGCAUGGCAUUCUCACAUAAAGCUCCGAAGGAUCAUUUGUGGCGCACCAACCAGAGACCUAGCCCAGAGCAGAGUGUCAGCAGCGAUAUCAAAGUCAUUUUGUGGGUGGUUGUCUGGGUACUCCGAGGCGCGUACGUUGAGCGCGUGCUCGCUGCAUACCGCAUACGGAAUCGGAUAAGUGAAAGGAGGUCACAUGGCCAGGGGCUGCAGAUGCUGGUGAGGGCUGCCUGCCUAAGCGGCGUGUCCGGGACGGCAGGGAAGCACGCAUGCCAUUCGACGUGUGCGGUGCAAAUGAGACCGUGGAGUCCUCGGGCAGGGCUUGACAGCACAAGCGUGGAGCGCGCACACAGCGCACAGACUAUGUUUUCCUUGUGCUCUUUAACACAGCGCACAGACUAUGAAUUUGAACACAGUAGUCACCGCGGUCCUAGGAACAGACGUUCAGUGCACUGUCUGGGCGGACCGUGGUCGUACCCCGCUGCGUUCAUCACAGGCUUGCCCGUUACUUGCCCAUAAAGCUUAUUUCCCAGCUGUUAUUUCCCCACACGUACCGCAACAUGCACGCAUGCCCGCACACACACCGGGUGGUGUUGGUGCAAGGAUUGGCAAAAGCGGGACAGCAGGGAGGAGUGGCGGUACGGGCGCGUGUGGGUGUGCGUGGGGUGUAGGAAGGGGAAAUCGGUCGGGUUGUUGAGUGCGACAGAGGCAGGGCGCAGUUCAGCGGUUUUGCGCAAGGGUAUUCUGAGUAGUCGAGUUUGGGCGAUUCUGUCGUGGGGCCACUUCCUGUUUGCGUGUGCGAUGGGACAGUGUUAAGGUAGGGUUGGUGAGUCCCGUAGGGUGUAGCUGAUUCCCAAACCCCAGCACAUGGCAAACAAUUUGCGACGGCAGGGCAGGAGUGCGGGGCCACUUCCUGUUUGUGUGCGUUGUGUAGGCGGGGGCGCACGAUGGCGGUACACGUUGCGUACGUA